GGUUGGGGGAUGAAACUUCCACGUACAUUUGUGUUGGAGCGCUGUGUACAUCUAAAAUAUUGCAAACGCUCUGCACUGGACUGGACUGAAUGUGUAUUUUAGUAAAUGACUUUUAUACAUAGCGAACUCAGUUUUUUUUUUGGUUCAAAUUUUGUGUGAUUCGAUUUAAAUUAUUCUAGUGUGUAAUUAAAAAUGAAAAAUAUAUUUUUAUUUGCGUUAUUAAUUCUACCAACUGUUAUUUUAACGGUUGAUAAUGGAUAUAAAUACGUAGCCAGAGCCGAAGAUGAAUUGGACGAGGAUUUAGUUGCUGUUGAAGGGGAAAAUGAUGAGAUGACCGUAACCGAAGAUACAGAAGAGGAGGAUGGAAAAACAACGGCUUCACCGGACGCAGAAACGACAAUUUUAUUCGUUAAACCUAUUGCUAUUGCUGGAUCUCAAUUAGAACUUCCCGCUGGACGUUUAGUGGAGUUUUUAGUUGGAUUUACAAACAAAGGCAACCAAGAUUUCGUUUUAGAAACCUUGGACGCAUCUUUCCGUUAUCCAAUGGACUACAAUUUCUACAUACAAAAUUUCUCAGCAAUUGCAUACAAUCGACUUGUGAAACCUGGACAUGAAGCAAGUUUAUCGUAUAGUUUCUUACCAUCAGAAGCUUUUGCUGGACGUCCAUUUGGUUUGAAUAUCAAUUUAAAUUAUCGUGAUGCAGCUGGUGCUUCGUUCCAAGAAGCUGUAUACAAUGAAACCGUACAAAUUAUUGAAAUCGAAGAAGGUUUAGAUGGUGAAACAUUCUUCUUGUACGUAUUUUUGGCUGCUGGUGUUGUACUGUUAUUGGUUGUUGGUCAACAAUUUUUGGGUUCAUAUGGUCGUAAACGGACUACACGUAAACCUGUUGUUGAAACUGGUACCAAAAAUCCAAAUAAUGUCGAUUAUGAUUGGUUGCCAAAACAAACAUUGCAAACUUUAAAUAAAAUCGAUAGCAGUUCAAAAUCACCAAAAGCUGGGAAAAAUUCCAAGUCACCCAAAGCAGGUAAACAACAAAAAGCUGUCGCAAACAACAAACAUGAAUCACAAAGUCCAAAACAGCGUAAAAAUCGAGCUCGAGCAGAAUAAACUUAACAAAAAAAGAACAUAAUCGUUUGUUUUUUUUUUUACUUGCGCGUAUCACGUGUCGUUAUUUAUCGAUGAUUUACAAAGACUGUAGGAUAAGAAAUUAUUGUCCAAUCCUAUCUCCAAAUCAUUUUUCAUCACAUCAAUACCCAUUUCUCCCCCCACUCCUGUUUUUCAUUUCAUUUCAGGCUCUUUGAGUGUGAUAAAUAUUAAUUUUUUUUGUGGGUGUGUUUUUGAAUUAUUCAUUAAAACAAUUUUGUUCCUUUCCCAUCCCCUCUUAUAUAAAAAUUUCUUUAUUUACGAAGGAAAUAAAUCCUUUGGCUUCCCGUUCAAUAUUAAAACCCAAGUCUAGUAAAACUAUAAAAGAACUGGUGGGGAAUUCCUUAAUUUGGUAAGGAGUUCGCAUUAAAGUAGUUUUUAAGGUUAAAAAAUAAAUUUAUUUAAUAAAACUUAUUUGUACAGUAAAGUUCAUAAAAUAAUAAA
This is a messenger RNA of Chrysoperla carnea, 1587 nucleotides long. Its product is annotated as translocon-associated protein subunit alpha. The coding region runs from base 193 to 1107 and encodes 304 amino acids. The transcript has 4 exons. The record is from RefSeq and is a predicted model, not a curated record. Gene Ontology annotation, cellular component: endoplasmic reticulum membrane; endoplasmic reticulum. Lineage: Eukaryota; Metazoa; Arthropoda; Insecta; Neuroptera; Chrysopidae.